UGUCGAAAAUCAAAAUAAACUUUGUUUUCCCUAAUUAUUACGCGCUUAAUUCCUACUUUUUCAUAAUUUUAAGUGUUAUUAGUGUAUUAUAGUGACUUGAUUUCAGAAACAAACUAUGUAUCGUUUUAAGGAACGCUUUAACUUACAAAAACAGUUGUAUGUGUAGAAAUACUGUUGAUACGUACAUUUCGGGUGCUUACAAAAUAUAUUUUUCAAAAUGUUUUCAAGGAAACCUGUGUUUAUCAGACCGGAUGAUGACUCAUUAUAUCCAAUCAAAAACAAAGAUGGUGCCAUAGAGACGCUUAUCAACCCUAACAUUGACACCGCAUUAACCAUAGACAAGGAUGCACAGACAAACUUUGUGUACAACAGAUACCACCAUUUACCACUACAGGCCCAAAGGCAGAAGCUACCAGUGUUUCAAUAUAGAAAUCACAUUCUGUAUCUGCUUGAAAAGUAUCAGACUUUGAUAUUGAUUGGUGAAACUGGAUGCGGGAAGUCUACGCAAGUUCCUCAGUAUCUCUACGAAAUCGGACACAAGGUGUGCGUGACCCAGCCGCGCGUCGCCGCGGCGUUUACACUAGCGAGCCGCGUAGCAGACGAGCGCGGCGAACUGCUCGGCGAGCAAGUCGGGUAUGCGGCGGCUAUGACUUCUAUGCGUACUGUGGACACUGGUAUAGUGUUCAUGACGGAAGGUGUUCUUCUAAGGGAGAUGUUCGCUUCGCCAUUGCUUAUGCAGUACUCCUGUAUCGUUUUAGAUGAGGUCCACGAAAGAUCUCAAUUGACAGAUGUCCUGAUGGGACUGUUGAAAAAAAUUGCAAAGAAAAGAAAAAACCUCAAGAUUGUUGUAUCAUCAGCAACUAUGGACGCAGAUUUCCUGAAAGACUUCUUCAAUUUAAACGACAAAAAAGAAAAGGGCAGGAGUACGUCUGUCGUGAUGGCCAUGCAGGGCAGGACACAUCCUAUCGAAGUGUUUUAUGUUGAAGAACCAGUUCCGGAUUUCGUGAAAGCCACAGUCGAUACAGUUAUAAAGAUCCACGAAAACGAGCCUUUCGGAGAUGUGCUGGCGUUCUUGACUUCGCAAGAAGAAAUACUAUCGGCCAUGGACACCCUAGAGGCUUACGCUUCGGAUAACAACGAGAAGAACAAGUUCAGGAAGAUUUUCCCCAGCGGUAUAUCCGCAUCUAACCUCAAUAUAGUGGCCAUGUAUGGAAGCUUACCGCACUACAAGCAGGUCAAAGCCUUCCAGAUGUGCGACAGGAAUGUGCGGAAAGUGGUGCUGGCCACCAACAUCGCGGAGACCAGCGUCACCAUCCCGGGAGUUGUCUAUGUGAUAGACUGCGGUUUCCACAAGCUUCCACACUUCGACCCAGCGGUGGGCGUGGAGUGUGUGUCCGUGUGUCCCGUCUCCAAACACAACGCGACACAACGCGCGGGCCGAUCGGGCAGGACCAGUCGGGGGAAAUGCUAUAGAUUGUACACUGAAUCAGAUUAUGACAACUUACCACCGAGUGUGCCUCCGGAGAUGUGCAGAAGUGAUUUAUCAGCUAUAUUACUACAACUGAAAGCGCUCGGAAUACAUAAUUUGUUAAGAUUCACAUUCCCAACCCCUCCACCCGCUAAAAGUCUUCUCGCGGGGCUGGAGACACUGUAUGCGUUGCAAGCGAUAGACAAAGAAGGGGAUUUGACAGAGGACCUGGGAGUCAAAAUGGCCGAAAUACCUUUGAAGCCGAUGUGCGCUAAAAUGCUAUGCAGUAGUGGUGAUUAUGGAUGCAUAGAUGAGAUACUAUCCAUAGUGGCCAUGCUACAAGUGGAUGGUAUUUUUACCAAGCGUGCUACCGGUAAAGAGAAUAUCGCCGCGAGAAUAUCUAGGAGGAAUAACUUUGAGGUAGCCGAAGGUGAUAUAAUAAUGUAUUUAAAUAUAUUCGACUCGUAUUCAAAAGUGAGAUCGAGUGGAGAUGAAAGGAGAUCGAAGAAGCUAUGCAAAGACUGGUGUCAGAAGAAGUAUAUAAAUUAUAGAGUUAUGGAAAAGGCGGUGGAGAUAAGGAACAGUUUAGAGAAACUGGUCAAAAAUAAAUUCGGCUUGACGAAUGCAACGUUUGAAGGACUGGACUUAGGAACAGCCAAGUGCGUCCGCGUGAUGAAAGCAGUGCUCUCGGGACUGUUCCCGCAGGCCGCGUACCUGUCUCCCGACAACACGUACCGCGGCAUCCGCGGGGCGGUACUCCACAUCGGCCCGGACUCCUGCCUGUACCACGUCCAACAACCCAAGUGGGUGGUGUUCGCGAGCGUGCAGAGUGCGGGCGAGAAGACAUACAUGCGAGAAAUGAUGACCAUAGACAAGCAGUGGCUCGUGGAAAUCGCCCCGCACUACUACAGAGAGUCUUGAUUUAAAUAAACGUAUUUUAUAAACAUA
Molecule: messenger RNA, 2416 nt
Organism: Pararge aegeria (speckled wood butterfly)
Lineage: Eukaryota; Metazoa; Arthropoda; Insecta; Lepidoptera; Nymphalidae
Product: probable ATP-dependent RNA helicase DHX35
Exons: 16
Coding region: 218-2389 (723 amino acids)
Cellular component (GO): intracellular anatomical structure; catalytic step 2 spliceosome
Molecular function (GO): RNA binding; ATP binding
Source: RefSeq, a predicted model, not a curated record